Messenger RNA from Malassezia globosa CBS 7966, 540 nucleotides. RefSeq lists its product as uncharacterized. NCBI's taxonomy places the organism in Eukaryota, Fungi, Basidiomycota, Malasseziomycetes, Malasseziales, Malasseziaceae. Gene Ontology annotation, biological process: superoxide metabolic process. The record is from RefSeq and is a predicted model, not a curated record. The transcript has a single exon. Bases 1 to 540 code for a protein of 179 amino acids. Gene Ontology annotation, molecular function: metal ion binding; superoxide dismutase activity. Gene Ontology annotation, cellular component: mitochondrion.
AUGACGCUUCACCACUCGAAGCACCAUCAGACCUACAUCAACAACCUGAAUGCUGCGAACAAGGCUUUCGCCGAGGCCGAGAAGAACGGUGACCUCCGCAAGCAGAUUGAGCUACAGAGUGCCAUCAAGUUCAACGGUGGUAGCCACAUCAACCAUUCGCUCUUCUGGAAGAACAUGGCGCCUCAAAGUGAGGGCGGUGGUCAGCUGCACGAUGGUCCGUUGAAGCAGGCUAUCGAGAAAGAGUUUGGCGAUGUUGAGAAGUUCAAGACGAACUUCAACGCCACCUCGGCUGGCAUUCAGGGAUCAGGCUGGUGCUGGCUUGGUCUCAGCAAGGGUGGUCACCUUGAAAUUGUGACCACGAAAGACCAGGACCCUCUUGUGACGCACCACCCGAUCCUCGGUAGCGACAUUUGGGAACACUCGUGGUACUUGCAGUACAAGAACGACAAGGCCUCCUACUUCAAGCAAUGGUGGAAUGUUGUGAACUGGAAGGAGGCUGAGGCCCGCUACAAUGAGGCCAUCAAGAAGGCCUCGCUGUAG